Molecule: messenger RNA, 597 nt
Organism: Aspergillus wentii DTO 134E9
Lineage: Eukaryota; Fungi; Ascomycota; Eurotiomycetes; Eurotiales; Aspergillaceae
Product: GLTP domain-containing protein
Exons: 4
Coding region: 1-597 (198 amino acids)
Biological process (GO): ceramide transport; intermembrane lipid transfer
Cellular component (GO): cytoplasm; membrane; cytosol
Molecular function (GO): ceramide 1-phosphate transfer activity; ceramide 1-phosphate binding
Source: RefSeq, a predicted model, not a curated record
AUGCCUACCUGGUUCGACACUAUUGAGAAGUCCUUCGCCGAUGUCCCCGUGGACGCAGGCAACGACAAUGCUAUCUCUACCACUGAGUUCCUCAAAGCUGCUGAGUCCCUGGUCACCCUCUUCGACCUUCUCGGCUCCACGGCCUUCAACGUCGUCAAGAAUGAUCUCCUCGGAAACAUCAAGAAAGUGAGGGACAGGCAGACUGCAGCCCCCGCUGAGUCUGAGACUCUCCAGGAUCUUGUUAAGAAUGAGCUGAAGACCAAGAGCCACACUGCCACCGAGGGUUUGCUCUGGCUUGUUCGAGGACUCGACUUCACCGUUCAAGCUCUCCGUGACAACCUUGAAAACCCUGGCAAGGAGCUUGCUGAUUCCUUCCGCUCCGCCUACGGCAACACCCUCAAGCCGCACCACUCGUUCAUCGUUAAGCCUCUUUUCAGUGCCGCCAUGUCUGCUACCCCAUACCGCAAGGACUUCUACGCCAAGUUGGGUGAUGACCAGACCCUGGUCGACCCUGCGUUGAAGAAAGAAGUAGAGGGCCUGGAGCGUGUUGUUGGCAUCUUGAAGGAAUUCCAGGGCCGCAAGGAAGCCAAGUGGUAA